Messenger RNA from Naegleria lovaniensis, 1203 nucleotides. RefSeq lists its product as uncharacterized. NCBI's taxonomy places the organism in Eukaryota, Heterolobosea, Eutetramitea, Acrasida, Naegleriidae. Gene Ontology annotation, molecular function: protein binding. The transcript has a single exon. The coding region runs from base 1 to 1203 and encodes 400 amino acids. Gene Ontology annotation, cellular component: cytoplasm. The record is from RefSeq and is a predicted model, not a curated record.
AUGCAAUCCAACAACAAUAACAACCUGAUCACAACACCUCCUUCUCAACCUCCAUUCAUCCGUAAGACUCACAUUCAAGAUCAAUCCGAUCAAGGCAAAUUUAUUCAACAACUCAUUCAAUCAGGAAUUCAUCAACAACAAGGUGAUCUUUCCUUGCUGCUUGAUCCAAUUACCAAUGUUCUGUCCGAGAGAGAUUCCGAUGGACAUUCACUCCUCCAUGCUGCAGCCUUUAUCGGAUCUGCAACUCUUGUAGACAAACUCUUUGAAAAGUUACAAUUCAAUCCCGAGAAGAUGAAAGAAUUUUGUAAUUUAACGACCGCCCAGGAUAAAAAGACAGCUUUAAUGAUUGCAUGUGAGCGAGGACAUUUGGAUGUAGUCAAGAAGCUCUAUGACUAUACGGAUAAGAAUGGAAAAGAAACCUUGUUUGCUCCCAUUCAUGUAGCUGCUAUUAAUGGACAAAAUAAGGUAUUGGAAUAUCUCGUGAAAGAAAAGGGUGAAAAUGUAGAUAGUCAACAAGAUGUUUAUGGAUACACUCCAUUGCAUUUGGCUGCUCAAUACGGACACGCAGAAACAGUUGCCUAUUUAAUUGAUGAAUUGAAUGCAAAUAAGAAUAUUCAAUGUACAACUGAGAGAAUGCUUCCCAUUCAUACAGCUAUUUUGAACAAUAACUUGGAAGUGUUGAAAGCACUCGUUCACAGACAUUCACAAGAUGUCAAGACAAGUAAUGCCAAAUUUUAUGAAACGCUCUCUAAUGAUCAUAUUCAUAUUAACCCUCUGUUGCUAGCUAUUGCAAAUUCACACGCUGAAGACGACAAGAAUGUAACACAUUCAGAGACCUUAAAAGCAUCUGCCGAAAUGGUUAAAUUUUUGGUCAAUGAGUUGAAUGCUGACUAUAGCCUUUCUGGAAAUAAUGGAAUCUCGGCUCUUCACAUGGCUGCUGAGACAGGAAAUUGUGAGUUGAUCAAAUUCUUUGUCACGGAAAAACAUGAAAAUGUGAAUCAAUUGACUGACAUCACAAAGGAUACUCCACUCUAUCUGGCCGUGAUUAACAAUCACUUAGAGGCAACGAAAUUGUUAUUGGAGCUGGGAGCUGAUAAGGACAUUGAGAAUUGGAGAGGCAACACACCGUUAUCUGUCGUGAAGAAUUUGGCAUCUAAAAAUGAUGACUACCAACCUCUUUAUGAAUUUUUACAGUCCCAAUAA